AUGGGAUUCUUACACAAUCAAUCAAGUUCUCAAAACCCACCUCCAAUGGAAAAGGCUUGGCUUUUCUUCAAUUGGGCAUCUGGAUUAAAAAAAUUCAAGCAUGAUCAGUUUACUUACACCACAAUGAUUGAUAUUUUUGGGGAAGCAAAGAGAAUUUCAUCGAUGAAGUUCGUUUACCAGCAAAUGCAAGAGAAAGGGAUUAAAGUUGAUGUGGUUACUUAUACUUCGAUGUUGCAUUGGCUUUCAAAUGAUGGGGAUGUUGAGGGGUCUGUGAAGUUAUGGAAGGAGAUGAAAGAUGAGGGACUUUAUCCAACUGUUGUUUCUUACACUGCUUAUAUGAAGGUUUUGUUUGAUCACGGUAGAGUCAAGGAGGCUACUAAAGUUUACAGGGAGAUGAUUCGGUCUGGUUGCCCACCAAACUGUUUUACUUACACCAUCUUAAUGGAGCAUCUUGCUGGUUGUGGCAAAUUCGGUGAGGUCCUAGAGAUCUUUAUCAAGAUGCAAGAAGCAGGAGUACAACCUGAUAAAGCUACAUGCAACAUCCUAGUUGAAAAUUGUUGCAAAGCAGGGGAAACAUUGGUUAUGAUGAAAAUUCUUCAGUAUAUGAAAGAAAACUUGCUUGUUCUUCGCCAACCUGUAUAUACAAAAGCUCUUGAAACUUUAAGAAGUGCAGGGCAAAGCGAUGUUCUCCUCAAGGAAUCAAAUCGUCAUUUAUCUAUUCAAUACAAGAAAGUGGAACCCCUAGAUGGUACAAUUUCUGAUACAAACUCCAUAGACCAACGCCUUGUGUUAAAUCUUUUGACCAGAAAACACUUUGUUGGUGUUGACUUCUUACUUAAAGCGAUGAUGGACAAGAACGUUUCGUUGACUCCUGGGAUUGUUUCCUCAGUUAUUGAAGCAUAUAUUGCUCAUGAUAAACCUGAUGGUGCUGUUUUGGCUUAUGAGUAUGGCAAGAAACAGGGGAUACACUUUGAGAAAAUUUCAUAUCUUUCCUUGGUGGGUUUGUUUAUUAGGACGAAUUCUUUCCCAAAAAUUGUGGAUAUCGUUGAAGAAAUGAUCAAAGACGGAAUCUUUCUUGGAAUUAAUCAAAGUGCACUGUUGAUAUAUAAGCUCGGGUGUGCUAGAAGGUCCAUUUCAGCUGCAAAAGUGUUUAGUUUGUUGCCCGAUAAUGAAAAAAGCACGACGACCUACACUGCUUUAAUGGCAGCCUACUUUGCUUCAAGAAAUGCUUCUAAAGGACUCCAAACAUUCAAAGACAUGAAGGAGGCAGGGAUUCCUGUCGCUCUUGGAACUUAUAACGUGUUGUUGGCUGGUCUUGAAAAAAGUGGUAGAGUUGUUGAGUUUGAGCUUUACAGAAAAGAGAAAAAACGGAUGCAAAACACUCAUUUUUCUGAAAAUCAAGAAUCUACAGAAGAAAUGACUUGUAACCUGUUGUUUGCCAGGGAUUAUGUAUCAUGAACAUGUUCGAAGCACUUCUAUGAGAUCAUCUGCUGGUUGUAGAAUGGCAUAUUAGCAUGCCAUUAGACUGAUCCAAUAUCAAUUUAUUGACUUUUCUGUGUAUGGCUUCCCCUUUUACCUGCUUACUUCAAGAUAAAAUGGCAUUUCCAUGGCGGGCGAUGAUGGCUUGGAAUAAGCACAACCAUCCACCCAAUAUUUAGAUAGGUGGUGUUUGUUUGGGACUUGAUGGCUAGAUGAGAUGAGGGUCUUAUUCAGUAAACCGUUGUUUGUUUGGGAGUUAUUUGAUUAGACGUGGUCUUGUUCAGUUAGAUUGCGUCUUAACAGGCCCAUCCCUUGGCCAUCACUUUUCCCAUGCAACAUCUUCCGUUUUCCAG
Messenger RNA from Cynara cardunculus var. scolymus (artichoke), 1832 nucleotides. Its product is annotated as pentatricopeptide repeat-containing protein At2g01390-like. The record is from RefSeq and is a predicted model, not a curated record. NCBI's taxonomy places the organism in Eukaryota, Viridiplantae, Streptophyta, Magnoliopsida, Asterales, Asteraceae. Gene Ontology annotation, molecular function: protein binding.